This is a messenger RNA of Nasonia vitripennis (jewel wasp), 7062 nucleotides long. RefSeq lists its product as uncharacterized. NCBI's taxonomy places the organism in Eukaryota, Metazoa, Arthropoda, Insecta, Hymenoptera, Pteromalidae. The record is from RefSeq and is a predicted model, not a curated record. The transcript has 17 exons. Bases 346 to 6339 code for a protein of 1997 amino acids.
CGAGUCGCGACUCUUCGCGCGCACAGACAAGCCUGCAGAGUCGACGAGACUACUUACCGCCUAAUACGAACUAUAUAGCUACUGUCAAGUUAACAGUAUACACGCGCGGCAAGAGAAACCGGCAACAAAUCGUCGAGCAUUGUUGGGCCUCGAGGAUACGAUCAUUACUGUGUUGCUGGAUUGGUGAUCGUCACAUUCGGCCCAAGCUGCAGCCACCGAGGAGAAAAACCCUCCGAGAGGGACUGAGAUGCACGUGCUGCAGGUCGGCACGACAUUCGACGACGUCGACUGUCAACAAGACGGAGGAAGAAGGUGAGAGGCAGCGCAUUACAAAGAGGCGCCGUCAUGUCGCAGUCCUCGAUUUCCAGUUGUAAGUCGUCGUUGGAGUCGAGGAAAAGGGCCAGGACGUCGUCGCCGGAGACCCCGGCGCGCAAAUCGCAGCGGAAAAGGUUUAUUCUGAGUUUACCGAAGAAGUAUUUAGAAAUAAGUAGUCAAGCUUCGUCUGAGAGUUUCAACAAAUGUGACACACAGAGUACUACAUCAUUUAGCAUUACUGCUGGUGCACCAUCGGAAGCACCAACGGAAACAAGUUCAAGUACCUUAGAGUAUGCAUCACUUGCAACACAGUAUGGCAUAAGCAUAGAUUGUGUCAAACAACAUUACUCCAUCCUAACAAGUACAGCCCAAGUCCUAGUUAUAAAAACAGCAUUGAUAAAACAAGAAAUAGUGAGUCCAGAAAAAGCUUUGCAAACAUCUCCAGUUUUUCGAUCCAAGAAGAGAGGGCGAAAACCAAAAAUUAAAAUCGAACCAAAGUCAGAAGAGAAAUUAGAUUCACCACGAGAAGGAAUUCUUAGUAAAAGAGCUAGUAGAAACAUUCACAAUUAUUUUGAAUCUUUUAGCAACACUUUGAGUAUAAAACAAGAACCAAAAUCAGACGACUCACUUGAAGAAUUUGAAGAAAAAAAAAUUCUGCAAAAUCGUAGUCAACCAUCAAAACAUCAAGAUUUCAUGCAAAAUGGUAGCCUAUCACGAUUACGAAGCAAAAGUUCUUCACAACUUAGUCAACUAUCAUCAUCCACAAGUCAACGAUUUUCUCAAAGCCAUAGUUGUAGCCAACAAUCUAUUCAAAGUAGAAGUAGUUCAUUGCGAAGUAGUAACCGAAAAUUAAACCCAUUGAAUUCAAGAGUUUCAAAAAAGCUUACUCCAGUAGAAAAAUGGACUGAACUAAUCGACUCUUCUGGUGAUGAGUUUGCAGAUUCGAGGCCUAAAAAAAAAGCAUUAAAUAAAACUGCAAUUCAGACAACACAAGAAAAGAAUGAAACUCUUGUUUCAAAUCCUUUUUCCAAAAUUAAGAAACAAGAUUCACAAAAAUCAAAAGCUAAAAGCAACUCUUUUUGGAGAAAAAAGUUUGGUAGUGAUGAUGAUCCUGCCACGAGAAAAAGAAAAUUCUUAAAAUCUUUUAAAUUAAAAAAAGGAGAUAAGUCCGAUCAUGUAAAUAAAGAUUUAUUGGACUCUGUAUCAAAAGUUGAAGUUGAAAAAGAAGACUCAGAGGAAGAAAGAAAAGCUGAUAAAACAUUGACAUGUAAUAGAAUGAUUAAGAAAAAAAGAAUAAGCGCAAAAAAUAAUACAACUAUAAAGAAAGAUUCCAACAAUAUUGAGCUUAGCACACAAUCAUCAGUGGACAGUUUAUCUGUAAAUUGUCAAUACUUCAACUCAAAGACUGUUGAAACUGUAACUUCAAUGCCUAGCCAAUCAUAUCCCUAUAGUUCUGUAUUGUCUUUUGGAGCAGAUCCAUCUGAUUAUGAGCCAGAUAAUGAAACCAGAACCAAUGAAAAAAUUUGUGAUUCAAAUGAUAAGCUAUCUCAAGAUUACGUAAAUAGCGUUGUUGAUCAUGAUAAUUCAAACUGUGAUAAUAACUUGGAAGAAGAAGAAAAUAACUUGAAUGACAGUUUUUUGUCACUAGAUCUUAUGGAGUCUUCGACAAAAAGCAUAGAUGUAGAGUUAAGUGUUAAACCUCUUAAAGAACAGAAAUGUUCAAUUCAGGAAAUAAAUACUCAUACUGUUAAGAAACCUCGCGCAAAGCCAAAAAUCAUAAGCGAUAGUAAAUUGCUUAAAAAUACAAUUAUAUUAUCAGCUCCUAAAAAGAUUGGCAUUCGAAAACACUUGAAAGCUAAUUCCAAAGCUAUAUCCCCGAAUUCUAAUGAACAACUUCCAAGUGUAACGUCACCGUUAAAAGUAUCUAAUGGUACUGAUAAUCAAACCAAUGAUGUACCACCAUCUGGGUCUGAACCUAAAUUUAAUGGCAUCACAAAAAAUUUGCCUUUGGAUAAUGUAACGCAGCAACAGAAACAGCAGCAGCAGAACCAGCAGUCAAACAGCUUAAGAAAUAAUGUUGGUGUUGAAGAGAGCUUUGAUAGCCUUUGCGAAGACAUCACCGAGCUUACAAACUAUGAUGGACAAGCUGAAACUAUUACUCUGUACAAGGGAAAUAAUCAAGACGAUGCAGACGUUGAAGUUCUUUCUUUAUCGGCGGGGAAUAGCCCAAAUAGUGGACAUUUUAAAACGCCGACGUGUACGUUUUUAAAUAGCGACACGAAAGAAAAAUCUUCAUCUAGUUCAAAUAUCUCAAAAACUAGAAAAUCACCGAUCAACUUCCAGCGCGAUUCUCGACUCUCUUUAAGCUCUCCUACUGUAAUUAAAACUCGAAGAAAUACGACUCCUAAUGAUACGAAAACAAAGUCUUUGCUUGACCCAAAUAACGCGACAAAUAAGAAAUCACCAAUCACCUUCCAGCGAAGAUCUCGACUCUCUUUAUUAAGUUCGAAGUCAGGAUUUUCUAACGUUAAUGGGGCCCGUGAAGAUAAGAGUUCUAAUGGCACAAACGACAAGUCUUCGCCCAGUGCAAGCAACUCAACCUCUAGGAAGUCACCAAUUACUUUUGAGCCGACUUCUCGACUUUCUUUGAGCUUGAAGUCAUCUACUAUAACUAAAGCUCAAGAAUGCCUAACUUCUGACAAACUCAACAACAGGUUACAACAGCAAAAUCUAUCAUCUUCUGUAAAUUCCUUAAGCAAAACUCAACAACAACAGCCAACUGCAUCUGAAUCUACAAGUUCUUUUCAAACGUCCUCUACUUUUGUUAACAAAGAUCCAAGGCUGAAUAGGUCUAUAAGCCCAAUAAAGUCAACCAAUGUAGUUUCAAGGGAUCCGAGACUUAACAGGUCGAUUAGUCCAACAAAGCUUCCAGCUUUGACUGAUCCAAGGUUAGUAAGGUCCAACAGCAGGCCCAGUUCUCCUACCACAUCUGUAGUUUCGACAAAUGAAAGUCCAGAUCCAAGACUGCAGAAAAGAGCAGAAAGAGAAAAUACUGAAACAAUCAUUCAACAGAGGCAGGAAAUCAACCUUGUUAAGCAAGAAAAUCAUUCGUCGAUAACCAUCAGAGAUUCUCAGUCAGCCCAAAAAAAGGCUUCCGUAUUUGAACGACUGGGUAGGAAAUCACCGUCGCCUAAUAAGCAUAUAGAUGUUAAAAAAGAAUUGAUGGACAUUGUCAAAUCUGGCAAAGUACGAUCAAUUGGCUACUAUGAUAGCGAUGAUGAAGAAUGUAUGUCUAUACAUCCAGGGGACAUGUUUUCGAGCGAUGAAGAAUCAAAUGCAAGCCCACCGCAUCGAAAAUUCACUUCGGAAAGAAUGCGUCAAAACGAAGAAAUCAGAAAUAAGCCAAUGUCGAUCAAAGAUCGACUGACUUUAAACACCUCUAGAAUGAGUCAACGAAACCCAUCUUCUUUUGCAACUCCAGCAGUGCCUACGACAACGGCUACAACUACAACAAGGACAACCAGAUUAAUAAAUAGGAUAACGUUUGAUAUUAAUGCUGAUAACCAAUCCCGAGUCUCCACAGUAUCAGCAACCACUACGCAGCCAUUUAUGCAAACAGUGCCUAAGGUAUCUGGUAUGGCAGCGUAUGCAUCCCAGUGUAGGAAAGAACCUUUCAAUACAUACAGUAACAAUGAUGCAGCUUUUAAUGCAAACUUCUAUAAAGACAAUUCUGCAGCUCUGAAUGAUAAAUUCUAUAAAAUGAAUGCUGCACAAAUGCGGAAAGACGUGGACAAUUUAAGUCAAUUCGGUUGUUCUCCUACCAUUACUUUUGACAAUAAUACACAGCAGACUCAUGAUACGGACUCUAUGUUUAUGGCAGACACAGUAAAAAUUCUAUUUUUCAAGAGAUUUUGUUUUAGAAUGUUACGAUAUGGAAACUGUUCAAUGGAAAUGACAAGCUGUCAUUACUCCCAUCAUGUGUAUUCGUUACAAAAACUUAUAAAAGAGAAAAAACUCGAGGUAUUAAUGCCCAUUCUAGACUGUGCGAUUCAUCAGAAGUUUAAUUUCUUCUUGCAGAAUGUUUGGAGUUCGCUCCUGCCUAAACUUAAUGACGAGAUGUUUAAUGUCUACAACAAACUUUAUCAAGCGGAAUUGCGCUCCGAGCGAUUUUUGAACGAGCUGCUUGGCUAUUGUUUGAAUUCAAAGCUUUACACAGUCGAGUCUUUCGUUAAGAAACUUGCGAUGUUUGUAGAAAAAGGCAACAGAGACUGGGUGCGAAAUAUUUGUGUGGCAAUCAAGCCCAAGAUAUCUGAUGGCUUUUGCUGGGAAACAAUCAAGUGUCUGGCGCAGAAAGCUGUACCGCCAGUAGAUAUGAUCGAGCUGACGAUACUGCAAUGUCUCAAACGAAAAAAGAAUUCGAGUCAUAUUAAUGAAGUUUAUGAUUUAAUCAAAAAUAAAAUAACUAAUUUAGAAAGAAACAGGAUGAGCCAAACAAUGCUCAAGCAGUUUUAUACACUUGUUCAAAAAACGUGCUUGGUAAAUGAAAAAGAAGUGUUGAACACCAUUCCCCUUGCAAGUUCAGCAAAUGAUGUGACAGAAAUUGCAGUCAGCAGUCCUGCAAUUUCAAGAUGCCAAUCAGUUGAAAGCUUAAAAUCAGCGGAAGUUGAAAACCAGGGUCUGACAGUUAAUACUUCUUGUAAUGUGCAACAGCCAAUAAAUUCGCCCGUUGAUGUUCUAAAAAAUACACCAACCAGAGGAGAAAGUACAAAUUUUUCGGAAUACACUGUGAAUGAAGUUGACUCCGGUGACCCUACAAGUGUAUUUAGGGAUCGCUUCUGGAAAAUAUAUCUCAGAGCCAGUGUUAUUGAUAAAUGUUUGGCUCAUGAAGAUUACGAUGAUGUAUGGAAUACAUUGAAUGAAUUCUGCAAAGAAAAUGUGCAAGAUACUCUAUUAAAACGUGCAUAUUAUCACAUUUUGUGUAAAAAUGUUAAAACCUGCCAGCGACACAUUUCAGAAAUCAUCAAACGUGCAGUCCGCAACAGAUGGCCGUCAUCACAAAAAUGUAUCGACCUGUUAUUCGAUGUCGGAAUUUACGCUUUGAUUGACUUAGGCAACAGCGAUUUGUGGGUAAUGGCUUUGGACCUGCUAAGCUCGUUAAAAAUUAUUGAACCCAACGAGCCAAGAACCACCUUUGUGCUCAUUUGCACUGAAAUUUAUUUAGCCAAUAGCGAUCCUUUAGAAGCACUAUACUUAUUGCAGAGGACGAGAUUGAUUAAAACCAAUCGCGAUGAAUGGCUUACUAAAGAUCACACGAAAGAUGACGAAAAACAUAGAAAUAAAGUAGUCAUUAUUCUGCUCAAAGCUUUGUCUUAUAAUGAACCAGAAAAAGCAGUUUAUCUUUUCAAAGAACUUUUGACGGAUCAAUACAUUUACUACUAUCCAAUUGAUCUUCGCCUUUAUUUAGAUAAGCUAAUGUUAUUGUUACUUCUAAAUGGCAAAGACGAAUUAGUGGCUGAUAUGUGUAGAUUAAUCAUAGGUAAUGAUUUAACAUUACAAAAAUCAACUUAUCGAGAAUUAAUAACCAGAAUGCUUCCAAUUGAUGAAGUACUAACUAAUCAGGUAUUAGAUUAUGCUAUACAUCUUGGAUACUACAAUGAUAUACAGAUAAAAAAUGGUUUCACAACGGUUAUAAUCGAUACAAAUUCUUCAGAAGAGGAACUUUAUUUGAUAUUAAGGAGGUUAAUAUAUAUAUUAAAACUUAAUGUUGGACCGGUAAUCCAUCGCCUAAGGCCUAAUCAGUUAAAAGUAACACUGAUAUUUGAGGAUAUACCAGUGGAAAAACGGUUGUACAUAAAUGAGGUGGCUGCCAAACGUAGUGAUACAUACAUAAGUAUUCGUAACCUGGUUAAUAAAAUGUUAGCCACGCGAUUUACUCCACCCAUCAGAAUUUCCCGUGGAAAAGUAAGCAAAAUUUGUAAGCUAAUGAGCCGAACUCUUGUCGAUUAUUUGAAGCAUUGGGAUUAAGGUAAUUCAGUUACUUUUUUUUUAUAUUUUUGACCAUGAUGAUGAAAAUCGCAUUUCACCUUUAUGUGUAUGUAUUUAAUGUUUUUUUUAUAAUUUUUUUACAAUGAAUCGUUUUCAUUAAAAUUAUUGUUAUUGUGUAAGAAACGCUUUUACUCUCUGUUCAACAUUUGAUUCAACAUUUGUUUCAAGAUUUGAUUUGAUGAAUAUUUUCGAAAACUUAUAUUAUUUAAUUGCUUGUUAUGAAGAGCAUGUAAAAAAGUUUAAAAAAAAUGGAAAAAAUAGGACUGCUACUUUACGUGUAUACACUAGGCAAUGCAUACAUGAUUUACGUUAGUAAAACACAAAUCUUAAUUUGAUUUGUAAUCAGUAUUUUUUGUAUUAUAUACUUUGUUUGUUUCAUUAUAAGGGUCAAUCAUUUUAACUGUAAAUUUACGAAAAUACUAUACUAUUUAAUAAGAUAUUAAAGAUACGAUUGCUAUUUAUCUAUUACGUUCUAGACUUGAAUAAAUAUCUACAACGUGCAGGUUGUUGUUGUAUUUUAUAACUUGUACUCUACCAUAAAAAUUAACAAUUAAUAAUUUUUAUUUUGUCAAAUGUAUACAGUUUCUAAACUUCAAAACUUGAAGGUGCAAAUCAUUUUAUAUUAUUAAAUUACAUAAUAAUAGUUGUUAGAAUUAUCACAUGUAAGAGGUAUAUUUAUCGCAUUGGAAAAAUAAAAAAGAA